Molecule: messenger RNA, 3388 nt
Organism: Phacochoerus africanus (Common warthog)
Lineage: Eukaryota; Metazoa; Chordata; Mammalia; Artiodactyla; Suidae
Gene: ITFG1
Product: integrin alpha FG-GAP repeat containing 1
Exons: 18
Coding region: 199-2034 (611 amino acids)
Cellular component (GO): plasma membrane
Source: RefSeq, a predicted model, not a curated record
GCGCGAGGACGAGCUUCGCCCUAGCUCCGCGGCGUCCCGAGCGUCAGAGGGGCAGCCCUAGGGGAGAGUGCGAGGGUAGCCGGCCGCAGCCGUACGGACGUUCCGUCUGCGCGGUUUUUCUCUCGGCCGGCAGCACGGUGCUUUCCGGCUGCCGUCAAGCGCGGCAGUGGGCUGGAGGGCGGGGGCCAAGGGGCUGCCAUGGCGGCGGCGGGCCGGCUGCCGGGCUCCUGGGUGCUGCUGGCGCCGCUGCUUGGGGGGCUCGCGCUGCUGGGAGUCGGGCCAGUCCCCGCGCGGGCGCUGCACAACGUCACGGCCGAGCUCUUUGGAGCCGAGGCCUGGGGCACCGUGGCGGCCUUCGGAGACCUCAACUCUGACAAGCAGACGGACCUCUUCGUGCUGCGGGAAAGAAAUGAGUUAAUCGUCUUUUUGGCAGACCAGAACGCACCCUAUUUUAAACCCAAAGUAAGGGUAUCCUUGAAGAAUUACAGUACAUUGAUAACAAGUGUAGUCCCAGGGGAUUAUGAUGGAGAUUCACAAAUGGAUGUCCUUCUGACAUAUCUUCCCAGAAAUCAUGCCGGCGGUGAAUUAGGAGCUGUUAUCUUCUGGGGACAAAAUCAAACAUUAGAUCCUGACAAUAUGACCAUACUCAAUAGAACUUUUCAAGAUGAACCACUGAUUAUGGACUUCAAUGGUGAUUUAAUUCCUGAUAUAUUUGGUAUAACAAAUGAAUCCAACCAGCCACAGAUACUACUGGGAAGGAAUUUAUCAUGGCAUCCUGCAUUGACUACUAAAAGUAAAAUGCGAAUUCCACAUUCUCAUGCAUUCAUUGAUCUGACGCAAGAUUUUACAGCUGAUUUAUUCCUCACAACAUUGUCUGCCUCUGGUACCUUCCAGUUUGAGAUAUGGGAAAAUGUGGAUGGAAAUUUCUCUCUCAGUACUGUGUUUGAAAAACCUGAAAAUAUGAUGAUGGUUGGACAGUCAGCAUUUGCAGACUUUGAUGGAGAUGGAAAUAUGGAUCACUUACUGCCAGGCUGUGAAGAUGAAAACUGCCAGAAAAGUACCAUUUACUUAGCAAGAUCUGGAACAAAGCAGUGGAUUCCUGUCCUGCAGGAUUUUAGCAAUAAGGGCACACUCUGGGGCUUUGUGCCUUUUGUGCGUGAACAACAACCAUCGGAAAUACCAAUUCCAAUUACCCUUCAUAUUGGAGACUACAACAUGGAUGGCUAUCCAGAUGCUCUUGCCAUACUGAAGAAUACGUCUGGAAGCAAUCAGCAGGCCUUUUUACUGGAGAAUGUCCCUUGUAAUAAUGCAAGCUGUGAGGGAGCACAUCGCAUGUUUAAGGUCUACUGGGAGCUGAUGGACUUAAACCAAAUCAGAGAUGCCGUGGUCGCUACCUUCUUUGACAUUUACGAAGAUGGAAUCUUAGACAUUAUAGUACUAAGUGAAGGAUAUACAAAGAAUGAUUUUGCCAUCCAUACACUAAAAAAUAACUUUGAAGCAGAUGCUUAUUUUGUUAAAGUCAUUGUUCUUAGUGGUCUCUGUUCUAAUGAUUGUCCUCGUAAGAUAACACCUUUUGGAGUGAAUCAGCCUGGACCUUAUAUCAUGUAUACAACUGUAGAUGCAAAUGGAUAUCUGAAAAAUGGUUCAGCUGGACAACUCAGCCAGUCGGCACACUUAGCUCUCCAACUACCAUACAAUGUACUUGGUUUAGGUCGAAGUGCAAAUUUUCUUGAUCAUCUUUAUGUUGGUAUCCCCCGACCAUCAGGAGAGAAGUCUAUACGAAAACAAGAAUGGACUGCAAUCAUUCCAAAUUCUCAGCUAAUUGUCAUUCCAUAUCCUCACAAUGUUCCUCGAAGCUGGAGUGCCAAACUGUAUCUUACACCAAGUAACAUUGUUCUCCUCACGGCCAUAGCUCUCAUUGGUGUCUGUGUCUUCAUCUUGGCAAUAAUUGGGAUUUUACAUUGGCAGGAAAAGAAAGCAGAUGAUAGAGAAAAACGACAAGAAGCCCAUCGGUUUCAUUUUGAUGCUAUGUGACUUGCCUUUAAUAUUACAUAAUGGAACAGCUAUUCACUUGAUUAAUGGAAAUACUAAGCCUGCUUAUAGAAGAAAAUAGGAGAUUUUGAAUAUUAUUUAUAAAUGAUGCAUCCCUUGGUAAUUAUUGGAAAGUAUUCAAAUAAAUAUGGUAUGAAUGUGUUAUAAGGUCUUUUUUUAAAGCAUUUUGUAUACAGUAAUUUGGGUUCUUUUUUCAAUGGUACUGUACAUUUUUGCUCCUUUGUGGAAUGUGUUGCAUGUACUCAGGUGUUUAUGUAUUUAUAAUCUUAUUAGAAUAAUGAUGGUAAAAGACAUAUGUAAAUAAAAAUAUUUAAAUGAGCAGGGGGUUUUGUGAUCCAUUUGAAUUGGUCUUGCUUCUUAUUCUAAUGAUGCAGAUUAUACUUCUGUGACUGUAUCAUGGAUAAAGUUAUUAACCAUUCACCGUCAUUAUAGCAGACGAGAAGUCUCUCACUAGGGGCUUUCAGUAUAGGGGUUGGCUACCCUGGCUUUGGAAUGGCAGUCAGACCGGUCUUAAAACUCCUGGUUGCACCACUUACAAGCUAUCUGAACUUGCUAAUUGCUUAGGCCUCACUUUUGUUGUUUAGAAACAAAGCUUAUACUACUACUCAUUCGAAUUAUCGAAUACAUCAAAUGGGAUGCUGUAUACAAAGUACUGAGCUUGCUGCCUAGGACAGAGGACGUUCUCAGUAAGCGGUAGUUGUUCGUUAUUACUAUUUUUAGAUAAUUUUCUACAGACUUCUCCAACUAAUUAUCAAAACAUAUAGACUUGGUAGGGUUUUAUUUUCAGGCAUGUGGAACUCAUAGUCUGGAAAAACAAAAUUCUUGGUGGUUGACACCCUAUAUAAAGAUUUACUACUUGCUUAUAUUAACUGAAAACUAGAUCGUAAUACCCUCCAAGAAAUAAUGUGCCCUAAUAAUUUUCAUUUGAACACUGAUCCUCAUCAUGUAGUAAAGAAGAGCAUUUGAUUUUUUGCAAGGAAACUACUGUAGAUAUAGCAUCUAGGAAUGCAAAUCUUCCGUAACAUAUUCAAAAGCCUGUAAAGGUCUAUAAUUUACAUUCAGACUUCAAUGCAAAUUUUUGUGAACUUCACCUUGCCAAAAAGUUGUAUCUAAGAUUGGGAGGGGGAGGUAUGUAUCAGUGCUAAUGAUUUUCUAAUAUGCAUGUGGACAUGUGAUGGCUAUAAAACACAAGAUCUUAUCUGAAAACAACUAAUUUUGUUCUUUGUUAUAUUUUUUCUUUAUAGUUCACUGGGAGUGGCAUGUGUAUAAAUGGUAUACUUUGUGUAUGUAAGCAUGUUAAUAUAUCUUCUUAAUAAAUAUUCUGUAUUAAAACAAA